GUGCUGAUUGGGACAAGAGUGGAGGUUGCGAGAGCCGCUUCUUUGGUGGCGUCCACGGGAACAGGUUAGAGGGGCUGCCGGUUGUUCCCCAUUAGCCGCUGCUAGUGAUAGUACUAGUGAUAGUGCUAGUUACCCUUUGGUUUAGGUGCUGCGGGGCUGAUCCCCUGGGAGGAGCCGAGAGAGAGAAGGGGGUCACACUGGCAAGUGCCAUGCACUGAUCCCCCUCCUUCCAGCCCGCACCGCCCCCUCCCCGGCCAUUCCCGGCACAUAAAUGAUAGAGGAUACCAUGACUUUGCUGUCUCUCCUGGGUAGGAUCAUGCGCUACUUCUUACUCCGCCCGGAGACCCUGUUCUUGCUGUGUAUCAGCCUGGCCCUGUGGAGUUACUUCUUCCACACGGACGAGGUGAAGACCAUCGUGAAGUCCAGCAGGGACGCCGUGCAGAUGGUAAAGGGCAAGGUGGCCGAGAUGAUGCACAACGAGCGCCUCGGAGGGAUCGACGUGCUGGAAGCGGAGUUCUCCAAGACUUGGGAGUAUAAGAGCAACAAUGUGGCCGUCUAUUCCAUCCAGGGCAGGAGGGACCACAUGGAGGACCGCUUCGAGAUCAUCACCGACCUGCUCAACAAGAGCCACCCUUCUAUCUUUGGCAUCUUUGAUGGACAUGGAGGAGAGUCAGCAGCUGAAUAUGUGAAAAUCCAUUUGCCAGAAGUGCUGAAGCAACAUCUUCAAGACUUUGAGAGGGAUAAAGAGAACAAUGUGCUUUCCUAUCAGACUAUCUUGGAACAGCAAAUUCUAGCUAUAGACCGGGAAUUGCUGGAAAAACUCAGUGUGUCCUAUGAUGAAGCAGGUACCACAUGCUUAAUUGCUCUGUUAUCAGACAAAGAACUCACAGUUGCCAAUGUUGGGGAUUCUCGAGGUGUGUUGUGUGACAAAGAUGGAAAUGCUAUUCCUUUAUCCCACGAUCAUAAGCCGUACCAGCUGAAGGAAAGGAAGAGGAUUAAAAGAGCUGGUGGGUUCAUCAGCUUCAAUGGCUCUUGGAGGGUACAAGGGAUUCUCGCCAUGUCCCGUUCACUGGGAGAUUAUCCGCUGAAAAAUCUAAAUGUCAUCAUCUCUGACCCUGAUAUCCUGUCUUUUGACCUGGACAAACUGCAGCCAGAGUUUAUGAUCUUGGCAUCUGAUGGUCUAUGGGAUGCUUUCAGCAAUGAAGAAGCAGUGCGGUUUAUCAAAGAGCGCUUGGACGAGCCGCAUUUUGGAGCCAAGAGCAUUGUGUUACAGUCAUUUUACAGAGGAUGCCCCGAUAACAUAACUGUUAUGGUAGUAAAGUUCAAGAAUAGCAGCAAAACAGAUGAACAAUGAAAGUCACCACAUGUGUGCAAAAGGACUGCAGCAGCCGAUUUUAUUUUAACUUAGUAGAAAGAGGUGGAAACCCCCAUUCCCAUGUUUUAGGAUUAGACAUGGACUCAUGCAGCUAAUGUACCCAUCAACUGUCCAACCAUGAAACACAGGAAGCACAUUCUGUAUGACCCAACAUUAUUACUCCAUUAACAAAUAAUUAUCUGUAUUAAAGGGUAUUACUCCUGCUGAGGUGUUAAUCUUAUUCUUAUGUGGGGGGGUAACACGACAACACUUGUAUCAUCAGCUGGAGAAGUUAUAAUUAUUUUAUGUUUUUAGAAAACGUGUCUGUUCAAUGGGAUUAUAGGUUUCUAAUAUUGAGAGAAUCAAGUGUCCCUUUAAAAAACUGCAACAACCGAGGUUCAAACAGUCUUAAAUAAAUACAAAUAAAACAUUAUUUUCCAUA
Molecule: messenger RNA, 1796 nt
Organism: Xenopus laevis (African clawed frog)
Lineage: Eukaryota; Metazoa; Chordata; Amphibia; Anura; Pipidae
Gene: ppm1l.S
Product: protein phosphatase, Mg2+/Mn2+ dependent 1L S homeolog
Cellular component (GO): membrane
Molecular function (GO): protein serine/threonine phosphatase activity; metal ion binding; cation binding
Source: RefSeq, marked provisional